This is a messenger RNA of Clarias gariepinus (North African catfish), 1050 nucleotides long. RefSeq names its product GrpE-like 1, mitochondrial (gene grpel1). The coding region runs from base 49 to 690 and encodes 213 amino acids. Gene Ontology annotation, biological process: protein folding; protein import into mitochondrial matrix. The transcript is spliced from 4 exons. Gene Ontology annotation, molecular function: adenyl-nucleotide exchange factor activity; protein-folding chaperone binding; protein homodimerization activity. Lineage: Eukaryota; Metazoa; Chordata; Actinopteri; Siluriformes; Clariidae. Gene Ontology annotation, cellular component: PAM complex, Tim23 associated import motor. The record is from RefSeq and is a predicted model, not a curated record.
CUCAAGUUCAGCCGUCCUCUAUGCAGCGCGUGAAAGUUCCAGUUAAACAUGGCGGCCUUGUGUGCGCGUGCAGUGAGGCAUGUUUUAGCGAUUCCGUCACUUUCGAGGAGGACGCCGCGUCUCCUGUGCACAGCGGCGCAGCAGAAGAGUUCAGGAGGACCGGAGGAAGAUGCCGGAGCUCAGAAACCUGAGCAGGGGGCCGCUGAGAAAGUGUGGGCCGAGGAGAAAGUCCAGCUGGAAGACCAGCUGAAGGAACUUACAGAUAAAUACAAGCGAGCACUGGCUGACACUGAGAACCUCAGACAGAGAGGACAGAAGAUGGUAGACGACGCUAAACUGUACGGAAUCCAGGGUUUCUGUAAGGACCUCCUUGAGGUGGCGGAUAUUCUGGAGAAGGCGACGCAGAGCGUCCCGAAGGAGGAGGUGACCUCGGAGAACCCUCACCUAAAGAACCUGUACGACGGGCUGGUGAUGACUCAGGGGCAGAUCCAGAAGGUUUUCACCAAACACGGCCUGGUGAAACUGGAUCCGGCCGGGCUCAAGUUCGACCCGUACGAGCACGAAGCGCUGUUCCAGAUACCCUUCGAGGGCCAGGAGCCCGGCACGGUCGCCACAGUUACCAAAGUGGGGUACAAGCUGCACGGCCGCACCUUGCGACCGGCGCUCGUGGGCGUGGUCAAAGCGCCAUAAAAACCCAGAGUUUAGUCAGGUUCCGCCUUGACGCGGUUUGCCUGAACUUGCCCGAAUCGUACGGACACUAGAGGACUGAUUUAAUGUGAAUUCUCUUGUAUGUAUAAAAUCAGUUUAUAAUAUCUUAAACAUGAUGAAGCUAUAAGAAGGUGAGAAUGUGUCUUUUGUUUAAUCUGUGUAACAUCCAUUUGUGUAGGAGAUUAUGCUUAACAGUAUGUCGUGAUAAAAAGACAAGCCAGCGUGAAAACAAAUUUUGACAACGCCAUGGGGAGGCUGGGAUAAAAGGGUCCAUGAAAAUGAUAGUAAUCAGGUGUAGUAAUGUUCGUCCAUGACUUUGUGUAUACAAGUAUUAUUUAAAUA